Molecule: messenger RNA, 1903 nt
Organism: Equus caballus (horse)
Lineage: Eukaryota; Metazoa; Chordata; Mammalia; Perissodactyla; Equidae
Source: RefSeq, a predicted model, not a curated record
GCUCUGAGGCAGCCUCCGCUCAGACGAGCGCAGGCGCACUGACUGCAGCCCGAUCGCCUCUUCGCCUCCCUGGAACCUGCAGUGCGCAAGCGCGCAACAUCUCCGUUUGCCUCCCCUCAGCCCCUCACCCCCCCCUCCUUUCCCCUUCAAGAAGCCGGCUCCAGGGCGUGCUCACCCCUGUGAGGAGGCCGGAGGCCGGACUCGGGAGGCGCUCUCUCCACUCCCGGAAGAUCAUGUACCAGCCCGGCCGAGGGGCGGCCCGGCGUCUCGGCCCCUGCCUCCGUGCCUACCAGGCGCUCCCCCAGGUGAGAGCAGAGGGGAAGCGGGCGGGGAGGAGAGGGGGCGGGGAGAGACCCUCCUCAGAGCCGGCGCGUGGGGCGGAGCGCGCGCCCCGUUCCGCGCAGGCGCAAUGACGUCCACCGCCCCUUCCCACCUGUGCCGGGCGGCGCGUGGAGGGGACCAGGGUCGCGGGCGCGCGAGGGCGGCCCUGAGGGCCUUGGUGCGUCGGGACUGUGGUUCCCCGGCGUGGGCAGGCGGGGUGGAAGCUGGGGCGGCGCGUUCGCAUUUCGCCCGCGUCCCGGCGGUUACCUGCGCCUGGAGGUGAUUUGAAGGGCAGGGGGCGGAGAGGUUCGCAGCCCGCCGCGGCGCCGCCCCGGAAUUCCCUGGUCGCGACCAAACAGACCUGCGAGCCGCGCUCUGCAGCCCGCGCAUCUUGCACCGGAUAGCGGUCCCGGCAGGAAGGCGGGCCCAGUUGGACCCGGUUCGGGGCCCUGCGCCCGGGCGGGCAAGAUGGCCACGCCCCCGGCGGAGACGGCGCCUCAGGGACACCGUCGGGGACAGAGGACCAGCUUUCUCCACGGGCUCUACCAUUCCCACCCCUUUGGCCCCACUCCACAACCACCAUUUCUCCAGCUUCUCCUCUCCUCCUCUGGUCUCCCCCACCCCCACCUCCCCCACCUCGGCUGCUUCCCCCGGCUCCCCCACUACCUCUCCCUCAGAUCAAGGCCCUCAGCUCACCAUGGGUGGUUCUCCCUCCAGGAAAGGGGGAGGAGGGACCAGGACCUGAAUUGCAUAGUGGCUGCCUAGAUGGGCUUAGAAGCCUAUUUGAGGGACCUCCCUGCCCCUAUCCUGGGGCUUUGAUACCUUUCCGAGCCCCUGGGACAGCCUGCCCUUCCCCUGCCACUCCAUCGGGAGAUCCGAGUAUGGAAGAACACCUGGCUGUCAUGUAUGAGAGACUGAGACAUGAGCUCCCCAAUCUCUUCCUUCACUCCCAUGACUACACUCUCUACUCAUCGGAUGUGGAAUUCAUCAAUGAGGUCCUGAACAUACGUACCAAGGGCAGGACAUGGUACAUUCUGUCCCUAACCCUCUGCCGCUUCCUGGCCUGGAACUAUUUUGCACAACUUCGGUUGGAGGUUCUACAGCUGACCCGUCACCCUGAGAAUUGGACCCUGCAAGCCCGCUGGCGGCUCGUGGGGCUGCCCAUCCACCUGCUCUUUCUACGUUUCUACAAGCGUGACAAGGAAGAGCUUUACCGGACCUACGAUGCCUAUUCCACCUUCUACCUGAAUUCCGACGGCCUCAUUUGUCGCCAUCGCCUAGACAAACUGAUGCCUUCACACUCACCCCCAACACCUGUGAAGAAGCUGCUAGUGGGAGCCCUGGUGACUCUGGGGCUGUCAGAGCCAGAACCCAAUUUACACCUGUGUUCCGAGGCCUGAUCCAGGAACGGGGGUGGAGACAGCACUGAAGACUUUGCUACGCACAAGAGGAGGUGGAGGCGGCCAAGAAUCUCAGGAGUCAGCUUCCUCCCCUCUUCUCUCUCUUUCCUUCCUUUCCAUCUCAUGCUGUGUAAAGCUGCUGUGUAAUUUAACUUGUAAAUAAUAAAGUUUAAGUGAAUAUA